AUGAACAUUGCUGUUUUAGUUGUACGCACUUGUGGAGGAUUUUCUUCAUAUAACAGCACUUACUUCACAAACGCAGAUUAUCCUUCACCCAUAACAGCACCUACCACCUGCGUUUUUACUAUAGUAAGAGCCACUCCUACUACUUGCCAGGUGCGAAUUGAUUUUUUGAAUUUCGUACUGGCCCAGCCUAAUGCAACAGGAGUUUGUAAUGCAGAUGCAUUGAUAGUAACAGGUGGUGGCGGAACAGUUCCUGUCAUAUGUGGUGAUAAUACUGGACAGCACAUUUAUGUCGAUUUUUACAAUAGCAACAAUAUUAUACUGACUAUUACAACAAGUGCUGGAGAUCUUAGUAGAAUAUGGAGUUUUCUAGUAACGCAAAUUGCAUGCGAUUGUCCUACUAGAGCUCCUGCUGGUUGCUUGCAAUUUUACAAUACUACAACAGGAACCGUAAACAGCUUUAAUUACGGCGUAGGAAGUAAUGUUAUAGAUUCUACAACAUUAUUACCCGGUACUAGACAGUUGGUAAAUCAAAACUAUGGAAUAUGCGUUAACAUGCUUCCAGGUUACUGUUCGAUACAGUGGUCAUCAAAUGGGUUUAUGGUAAGCGGUAUACCAAAUUUGGGAUUUGAUGCUUUAACAAACGGCGAUUGCUUUACUGAUUUCGUAGUUAUUGCUAAUCCUUCCUACCCAAACGGAACUCCAGUUAAUGCUGAUCGUUUUUGUGGAACAUCGUUUAAUACAGUUACUACUUCUUUAAAACCUUUUGUUCUGUACGUGGUUACUGAUGGAAAUGAGGUAAACGAUGUCGCUAAUACUGGAUUUUCCUUAAGUUUUAUGCAAAUCGCUUGUCCAAAUAAUCUCUUCGGGUAGACCAUGUGUCUCCUAAUAUUAUUUUGGUCAAUGUUCCAUCACCAAACAGGAUACAAGCUGGGAUACUGGAUGAUUCAACUGUACUAUUUUUCUCAAUCUUCAAAAUAAAUACAAUCGAAAAUAAUUCAA
This is a messenger RNA of Phyllotreta striolata, 999 nucleotides long. Lineage: Eukaryota; Metazoa; Arthropoda; Insecta; Coleoptera; Chrysomelidae. The record is from the annotation of a GenBank genome assembly.